AUGGCGGUGGAGAGCAGAGGCCAGCAGGCCAGACCUCCUGCAGGGAUCGAGGAGAUGACGAGGAUGGGCAUGGUGUCUGUGGCAGUGAUGAGACAGUCCCAGCCAAUACAGCGGAGGAUGGCUGCCACGUCACAGCUCUGGGGGGAGAGAACGAGGAGGGAGGAGGCUGGGAGGGGCAGCCGUGUGAAGAUGUGGAGAGCAGAGAAGCCUGGAGUGUCAGGGCUUGCAGAGGACCAUGCCUCCGAGGUCCCGGGCUGUUGCUACGUGAUGGCGCCAGCGGGCGUGGCUCGGACCGUCUCCUGCGAGGUGGCGGACUCGGCCAGCUGGCGGGUGGUGUCGGGGGCGGAGCAGCUGGUCAGCAGCGUUCUGAGGAUCCACGCUCCCGAUGGCAUGAAGAUCCCCUUCCCGCUGUCCAUUGCUGUACCUUUCACAGCCGGCCACAGGGGGAGCUAUAGAGACAUCCUCGUCAAAGUCAUUGACGGUGAUGGUCACACCAGCUACGUCAGCCCCAUAUCCCUGGAAGGCAGCUAUGGGGGGCAGAGGGGGUCGUUUGCAGAGGUCAAAGUGUACAAGCUGGGCGUGUUUGCGGUGGUGUCCUGCUUGCGGAAAGAGAACUUCACAGUCCCCAGAAAAGGACUCUCUCUGAAGCUCAGCAUGGACUCCAGGAUUUGCUUGGAUUAUUUACCCGGAACAUUCUCCUCUCCUGUCGUUGUUCAGUCAAUGAUUCAGCCAGUUGACGCCUCCCUCCUGUCGGUGCUGAAAUCUCGGGGUGAUGCCUACCACGGGGUGCUGUCCAGCAGUGCGCUGCUAUACCUGACCCACCCCUCCACCCUGACCUUCCGCAGGGCACCCACCCUCACCCUGCCCUGCCCCCCCAGCUCCGACCGUGACCGCAAGAGGGGUGCGGAGGAAGCAGACCACGCCCGCCCCAUGACCGCCGCCCCCGCCAGAGGCAGACCCGCUCACCAUGUGAGGGCUACCAGUGCUUCCGUUAAAAGUUCCAGGGAGGCGGGAAAUGAGCACCUGACAUUACUGGGGUACAAAGAUGACCAGUGGACCAUUCUAGAGGACACCGUGAUCAGGAACAUGCAAAAUGGGCUGGUGUCGUUUGAACUGACGGAGAAUCUGCAAAGGCUAAUAGUUCUGCGCCUCGCUUCCUCCGUGAGACCCUCGCACCUGAUUGGCCUGAUCGAGGAGCUGGAGAAUUACAUUCACUGCAGCAGGGUCUCCAUUGUCCUGCACUGUAAGAAGGACCUUCCCCAGCGGGCUGUGGUGGCACUGGUGCCCACUAAAGACCUGAGAUGGGAGUUGGGGGCGCUGAGGGGGGAGGGCUACAGUGGCCCCCCCGAUCCCGCAGGCGAGAUCUCCAUGCGUGAGGGCGAACGGCUCCUGCUGUCUUUCAGCGGAAACAUCACCUCGGCAGGGAAGACCAGUGGGGUGUCAGUGGCCGAGACGAUCACAUUCCACAGCCAGAGAAAGAACCGUCUGUUUCUGCGUGUAACCGAGGUGGACGAGUUUGGGAAUUACAGUUCUCCUCACUACAAAGGGACGGUCAUCUUUCACAGGGUGACCGAGGGUCAGCUGCCCAGGAGUGGAGACCCAGUCUGCAAACUCUCUGUAACACUGCCAAAGAAAGUGAGAUCUGUCAGCCGUCCUUUGAGUGCCAGAGUGACAUCAUGUGACCUCUCAGACUCGCUGUCGGAGGAGCUGCUGCUCUGGCUGUCGGAGGAGCUGACGGAGGAGGACGCCGCCCUGCUGGUGCUGUGCCUGCGUGUCCCUCGCAGUUCCAUCCAGAUUGUGAAGCUAAAGGUUCCGGAAAGCCUCCCCGACCAGGUGUUCCAGCUCCUCACCCUGUGGAGGAGAAACCUGCCCACCUCUGUGGACAAGACCCAGCUGCUCUCCCGCUACCUGUGCAGGUGUGGUAGGCCCGACCUGGCAAAGGAGCUCCUGGACCAGCGGCCCGGCUCCAGGGCCUACACUGCCCUCACCUGA
Megalops cyprinoides (Indo-Pacific tarpon) is the source of this 1992-nucleotide messenger RNA. RefSeq names its product death domain containing 1 (gene dthd1). Gene Ontology annotation, biological process: signal transduction. The coding region runs from base 1 to 1992 and encodes 663 amino acids. Gene Ontology annotation, molecular function: protein binding. The record is from RefSeq and is a predicted model, not a curated record. NCBI's taxonomy places the organism in Eukaryota, Metazoa, Chordata, Actinopteri, Elopiformes, Megalopidae. The transcript is spliced from 9 exons.